AUGCGAGAAGGAGCUCAUGUGUGUGUGAGUUCGUGUCAUAGGGAAGUCUUGAAAACCGCAAGCAACAAGAAGGAGGGUAGACAACAAGUACUACAACUACGUCAAGGCUCUAAGUUGGAUUUAGGAGACAAGGUGUGGUUGUCCCUUGCAGCUCAGAGACUCCAUGUGAAUCACAAGAAUGGAGAACCUAUGGAUGAAGGACCAUUUGAAAUUGUUGAGAAAGUAGGCUAUGAAACAUUCAAGGUGUUGCUAGGAGGUGGCAUAUGUGCAACAUUUCCUUCAUGUGUGAAGUGGGUUAUCAAAGCUGAUAAGUAUAAUAAGAUCAAAUUCUGUUGCAUUCAGUCUAAAAUUGCAGAACCAUACAUGGACAUUUGUGAUGUAAAGAGGGAGGAUGUACUUCGUCGCUUUAUAUUCAUUGAAGGUCUGGGUCAAUACCAUCAAGCUUCCACAGAUGCAUUGAAAGUUCUGUCAUAUUUGUCAUUCCCCUAUUCAGCUUUAAGCUCUCUCUUGAUAAUUCCUACUCCAGUGAGGGAUGCUGUCUAUGAUUUUGUUGCUAAACGGCGCUACAAGUGACGCGGAAAAGAAGACGAAUGUCUUGUUUUGAAGGAGCCAGAGUUACUUGAGCGGUUCAUUGACAGGGAAGACUUCUGGAGCAAAGCCAGUCUGAUGGCUAAUAAAAUUUUACACCAUCUCCGCACCUUUAUCGAGGCCUUUCUUCAUCUUCUGUACUCCUGCUGAAGUUUAAUGAGAUGGCAGACUUCAUAAAUGUUAUAAUUAUGUGUUGAAUUCUAGGUUGUUUCAGCAGCAUUUAAUAUCAGCAGAUUGCAGCCAUGGGGUCAGAAGGUAGUAAAGCAUGGGUCUCAAUGAAGGGUUCUAUUGUUUUCUCCUUGUCCUCCAUCGUCUUAGAUUUCUGCAUUCUCAGACACCAACAACCGCUUGUAUCUGUACAAAAUUCUCAUUGGAGUGUCUCUGAUUUGCUUCACUUACUUCAUUGGAAAUCUUCUUAUGAGAUCUGCAUGUUAUGGAAAUCGAGUUAGUUUUUGUUUUGUUUACUUGAGAUUGAUAUUAGUUAUGGUUUCUUCACGAGAAAGCAGAUAAUUUUUAUGCUGUGUUUUUGCUUUAGGCUUCUUCUUUGAGAAUGUAUCAAAGGUUUAUAUGAAUGUGUCUAUAUCUGUGGAGUUCUGUUGCAUAGAUAGAAAUAGAUUAACAAUUAUCUUUUACAUAUAAAUUACGUAAUAUUUGUGUUUUGAUA
Messenger RNA from Beta vulgaris subsp. vulgaris (sugar beet), 1252 nucleotides. RefSeq lists its product as uncharacterized. The transcript has 4 exons. NCBI's taxonomy places the organism in Eukaryota, Viridiplantae, Streptophyta, Magnoliopsida, Caryophyllales, Amaranthaceae. The record is from RefSeq and is a predicted model, not a curated record. Gene Ontology annotation, molecular function: protein-disulfide reductase activity.